Triplophysa rosa is the source of this 1249-nucleotide messenger RNA. RefSeq names its product grass carp reovirus (GCRV)-induced gene 2p (gene gig2p). Lineage: Eukaryota; Metazoa; Chordata; Actinopteri; Cypriniformes; Nemacheilidae. Bases 103 to 789 code for a protein of 228 amino acids. The record is from RefSeq and is a predicted model, not a curated record. Gene Ontology annotation, cellular component: cytoplasm. The transcript has 2 exons. Gene Ontology annotation, molecular function: NAD+ poly-ADP-ribosyltransferase activity.
CCUGAUUGACACGCAACAAACACUUUUCCCAUAAUGGAGCAGUGACAAAAUAAAUCAACUGGAUACAUCAGUGUUUAUGGUGUAAUUUAUUCGUGUGAAGAAAUGUUACAAGACUUAUCCAGUCAUAUACCACUUAAAAACAGAAUGUCAUCCAUUAAAUUUUUUGGCUGGGAGGUGCACUAUGAUGAGGACCGUCACCUUCAGGCAGAACAAGAAGCCAAAUCAGGCAGCCGUUAUACCAUGUACCACGGCACCAAAGUCCAAACGGCGCAAAUGAUCAUACAAAACGGCUUCAGCCAAUCUCCAGAUGGAAUGCUUGGACCUGGUGUUUAUGUGAGCCGUGAUCAGAGGAAAGCAGAACGAUAUCCCCUGAACAGCCCAUUAACUGACAAAGUAGUGCUUAAAUUAAGUGUGGACUGUGGAAAAGUAAAAAGAAUCGAUAAGGACAACCAUCCACUACAGAAGACCUGGCAUAAUGCUGGUUUCGACACUGCUUGGGUCCCCCCCAAAUGUGGCAUGACAGCUGUGCCAAGUGGUCUAGAAGAAGACUGUGUCUGGGAUCCAAAGCGAAUUGAUGUUGUAGGUAUUGCUGUAGCACCCAACCCAACCAUCUUGAAUAGCCUCAAGCAGCUCAUUGCUACAAAACAAAAAAGCCUCUCGAAUUCUGGCAACUCAGGCACUUGUCAAUAUUGCAAGUGGAAACCGGGACCCGGACAUACGGUACAGUCCUGCUGGGGGUGUGGAGAGACUAUCUGUACUCUGAUGACCAAACACAAGUGUAAUCAAUAGGGCUGAGAAACUAAUAAGGAAACAAUCAUGAUUUGAAAGACACAUUAUCCAGGAAGCUGUGUUGGAUUGUGACUGGUUUAAUGAUGUGUGUCAGUUUAUAACUUUCCUUUUGAAAUGCAUUGAAAUUGAAAAAGACAAAUCUCUCAGAAAUGUGAAAACUUGCACAGAACAAUAUCUCUAGCUUUUUUCAAUACGUUUUCUUACUGUGAAUUUCUUGCACCCAUGUUAGAUUGUGAAGUCAUCAAAAAAUGUAAAUCAAAUGUAAACAAUAAAUCAGGCAAAUAAAUCAUAAUCAUGUUUUUGAAUUGAGUGUUAUUCACACUUUUUCUUUCCCCAUCAUUUGACUAAUUUAAAAUGUACUGCUGUAAAUUUUAGUUGGUUACAUUGUCAGUAUAUGACAUACACCAAAGGGCUCUCAAAUGAUGCUCAAAUGUAUAAAUCCAUUAAUGUUAUAUUUUGU